Messenger RNA from Pollicipes pollicipes, 1405 nucleotides. RefSeq lists its product as uncharacterized. The record is from RefSeq and is a predicted model, not a curated record. Gene Ontology annotation, cellular component: cytosol. Bases 112 to 1233 code for a protein of 373 amino acids. Gene Ontology annotation, molecular function: sequence-specific DNA binding; zinc ion binding; DNA-binding transcription factor activity. Lineage: Eukaryota; Metazoa; Arthropoda; Thecostraca; Pollicipedomorpha; Pollicipedidae. Gene Ontology annotation, biological process: regulation of DNA-templated transcription. The transcript is spliced from 6 exons.
CAAACACGAAUUAAAUAGACAGACACCAGAGACCGUUGACAUUUAGUGAUAGUUCUGUUGUUCUGGUUGUGGGACCUAACUUGUGCGGGUCUUACCAAUAUUUGGGUAACGAUGAGCAUAGAAACCAUUGACGGACAGGAGGUGAUCGUGGUAGUAACAUCUCCGUCGCCGACUUUUGGUAUUGAUGACGGUGUGGCCACAGAAGAGUCUACUGAGCCUGCCACUAAGAAGCGCGCAAGGGGCAAGGCACAGGUAUGGGAUGAACUGUGUACAGUUCCUUCAAAUGAAGCUCUCACCCAGUGGUUUAAGGAAAGUGAAACAGCAAGUGGCUACAAAUGGUGCAGGAGACGAACCUCAUACACAUCUCGGGGUGCCAAAGAGUACUUUCAGUGCACUGGUGCUGGAUGCCUGGUGCAACUGGAAGCCCUGUAUGAGAGCUCCAGUGAGAACAUUAUCAUCUCCACCAAUGGCAAAGAGCACCAGCAUGAGGAGCGAUCCCAUUCUGGCUGGGGUCUUUCAGAGGAAACCAAAAGCGAGGCGACCCGGCUGUUCCGGGCUGGCAUCACCAAGGCGCCGGUGAUGGACUCCGAACUGCGCCAGCUGGGCUUCACGGGCUUCACGGCCCGCCAGCUGACCAGCUUCCUGGCGCGCCUGCGCCGACAGACGCGCGACGAGUCCGUCCUCGAGGAGUACUCGGAGCUGAGCGUCUGGUCCAGCGGCGGACGGAACUCCCCGGACGGCGCUGCGUCCCCGCCCCCCAAGAGACCCGCCAUCAGGAUAGUGGCCAAGAGUCCCCCGGAGCCCGCUGAGCCGCCGACAAUGGACGAGGCUGCUAUCGCCCAGCUGGUGGCCAGCAGCCUGGAGGCGCGCGAGCAGGCGUACUGUGCCUACAGCCAGUUCGCCGUGGGCGCGGCGCUGCUCUGCGCCGACGGCCAUGUCGUCACCGGCUGCAACGUCGAGAACGCCUCGUACGGCCUGACCAACUGCGCCGAGCGCACGGCCGUGUUCCGCGCCGUGGCCGAGGGCCGCCGCCGGUUCUCGGCCGUCGCCAUCGCUGCCGAGAUGGGCGACGUGUUCGUCGGCCCGUGCGGCGCCUGCAGACAGGUGCUGGCCGAAUUCAAUCCGGAGAUGCCGGUGAUCCUGGCGAAACCGGACGGCCAGACCAAGAGGACCAGUAUGAAAGAACUGCUGCCGAUGCCGUUCCUCCCGAAGGACGUUCCUUUCAAGAAGUGACGCUCGCGCGCGAUGUGAGGAAACAUGGCCCCCGAUGGUCGUCAGGCGGCGUGCCUGUGGUGCGCCGCUGUUUCCGUGUCCGCUCUGCCUGUGAUGUGGCGCAGCGUGGGAGGGGCCUCAUCCUGGUGACAGCGAGCGCAGGGGGAACCCCGCGCCGGAAUCUCGGCGGUCU